GACGGUGGUCAACGCGACCGCUUCACCCCGACACGAAUCACGGCCUAAAACGACCACUUGGCAGAACAAAACCACACGCACGCAGAGGGAUCUUGAGCAGUGCUCUGAGUUGUUGGCCGCUCGGCGUUUUGGGCCUCUCCACUCAGCAGCUGCGACCCAAAUCGACGUGGAUCGGGGGCUCAGGGGACGCGUGGCGAGGGUGGAACGAGAGGCCUCGAGAGUGAAGAAGAAGCGAGGGGGAGAGCGAGGCGAGCUUGGGGUGAGACUCUGAGCGGCAGAAGGCGAAGAAGACGUGGAGUGGGGAACACGCGCAGGUCCUCCAGUUGGUGGUGGAAGGUGUGCAAGAUGAUCUGCAACAGGAGGUGAUGAGAUUCUGGGACACCGCAAGAUACUGGAGCAUCACAGGACACACCUGUACAUUACAGCAGGUGUCGGGGUGUUGUGGAAGUUGCUCCUGUGUGGGAUUGAAAUGGCUGAGGAGCCCGAAUUGUGCUAUCUGCGAGCGCUAGCCAGCGAGCUGAACCUGCAACGCAAGAACGGCACGCACUGCGAUUGCCAUGUCGUUGUUCAAGGCAGUACCUUCAAGGCCCACCGCAACGUGCUGUUUGCGGCGAGUCCGCACGUCCGUGCGCUCCUGCGGGGCCAGGCAGAGCGCCCUGGCCAGGUCGUGGUCAUCCACCUGGACAUCGUGACGGCUGCUGGGUUCGCUGCCAUCCUUGACUACAUGUACUCGGGGCGUGUCAUACUCUCCUCGCGCAACAUGAUCGAGGUGAUGUCGGCCGCCAGCUACCUGCAGAUGACCGAGCUAGUGCGCCUGUGCGACCACUACAUCCGCACCUCCUUCAAGGACGGCAGUGUGCCGACGGAGCAGUCCCUUGGACUGUCGGUCGUUGCCCCGGUGUUGCCAAAUGCCGAGCUGCCCGAGGGGGUCAGUGCCGAUGGCGGGGCUGGCGCCGAGGGCGACGCUGAAGCCGUGGGGCCCGAGCCGGUGCCCGUCCCGCCCGUGCGCAAGGGCAGGGGGCGACCACGCAAGUCACGGCACAGCGUGCGAGUCACCAAGCAUACGCCCGCCCACUCCUCCGACAACGACGAGAGCGAGCACGCAGUGGCAUACGAUCCCAACCGCGUGAAGAUGGAACCUCAGGAUAGGGACGGGCUGCUGGACAGCGAACAGGACAGGAUCAUCGACGCAUCUGGCAACACGAUCGAUUUCUACCCUGGGGCUGAGUUUGGUAGUCCCGUUGGCGGCUAUGACGAUGGACCUUCCUCGGGCUACCACGACUCGGGGGCCGGCUACGGGGGCUGCACGCCGGGCUACGACGACGCGACACCGGGCUACGGCGACGCCGCGCAGGACUACGGCGAGGAAGCCGCCCCGGACUACGACGACCCCACGGUGGACUACGACGGCUCGGCGCCGGACUACGACGACGGAGCGGCACCCCCGGACUACGACGACGGAGCCCCCCCGCUCCACGGCUACGGCGACGUGGACGGCAUGGACGUCUCGGGCAUGGCGGUGCCGCUCGACGGAGGAGUCGGAGACGAGGAGGAGGAGGACGGGGGAGAGGACGGUGAGGAGGGAGACGGCGCCGGGGCCCACGCCGGACACGCCGGUGGCAGCCCCGGCUGCUUCACCUACACCAUCCUGACGGAGAACCUAACCGCCGCCGGAGAGGGGGGCGGCACCGGCAGGAUGUUCGGCAAGCGGCGGCUGCUGCAAUGCAACUACUGCAACUUCGCCGCAAUGCGCAAGUACAAGCUCGUGCGGCACAUCCGCACGCACACCGGCGAGCGUCCCUUCGGCUGCGACGCUUGCGGCAAGCGCUUCAUCCGCAGGGAGCAUCUCCAGCGGCACACGCAGGUACACGCAGGUACACGCACGCACACCGGCGAGCGGCCCUUCGGUUGCGAGGCUUGCGGGAAACGGUUCAUCCGCAGAGAGCACCUGCAGCGGCAUACGCAGGUUCACCAGAAGGAGCGCCGGUUCGUGUGCCGCCGCUGCCGCCGCCUCUUCGUCUUCGCCAACUCGGUGGGCAUCGAGUUUGGCACGCGGCGGUACGGCGUGUGCGAGGAGUGCUCCGUGCUCGGCCUGCGCGACCCCCCCCUGAAGAAGGAGGGGGGCGGGCGGGGGGGCGGCCGUGGCAGGGGGGGAGGGCGUGGAAGCAGGGGGGGCAGCCGCCUCGGCGCGGGGGGCAGCUCUGCGGCGGAGAAGCGGGCGGCGAUGGCGGCGGCGGUGGAGGCGGUGGUUUCGGGGAGAGGAGGAGGAGGAAGAGGGGGGGGAGCCGGAGAAGAAGGGGAAGGAGAUGGAGACGGAGACAUGGCGGCUGUGCCGGACGGAGGAGCCAGCCUGGAACGCGUUGUUUUCAAAAUGGAACCAGAUGCAGGUUCGGAGGAGGACUGGAGCCAGAGGGGGGGGGGCGACCCCCCGCUCAGCUGCGACAAACCGGCAGGGGCCUUCUGAUAGCAGCCUCUUCCCCCCCCCUCCCUCAUUCCCACCCCCUGCCACCUCCCCGAAUGUGCCCCCCCCCACCCCACCUCUUCAUUCCUUUCUCAAUUAUUUUGAAUUAUUCUCCUUUCUUUUUCGGAGCCGUGUGGGAGGACACGUGGAUUUGAGAGAGCUGGUCACACCCAGAGUCGCACGGAUUUGGUGACACCAGCAUAAUCGGCCGGAUCCUGCUGCCUCACUGCAGCGUCAACGGAAAACCCGUCGGCUCGUGUGGUCAACCCUGACACAUUCCAGGAGCACACGAUGAGAAGCCACCUUUGCCUCCUCCCACUCAACCCUCUAGACACCGCCGCCACCUCCCGCAAUUAGGCGCCGAUUGUGCGUGGCGACGCAACGUGCUUGUUCGCUGGGGACUCUGGCUGCCACCUGCAGGAAUUGGCAUCUGUGUUUAGGCAGCAGGAAUUUGAUUCGUUUAUUGGGUAUUGUGUUGAACUUUAUAGCAUUGUACUGCUGAGUUUUGAUAGACUUCGGCUGACUGAAUAGUAUGCCCAGGAUUUAGUCAACAGUGGAAAAGGUGGCAACCCCGGUUGGGAUGAAAUCCUUGUUUCAUGUGUUGUACGCGCAGAGAAGGGUUUACCGGUCGUAAGUUUUUAUACGAAAAUUUUUUGUCCACAUUUUUUUUGUUGUGCUGAUAAUUUUAAUUAAAAAAUAAUCUGUGCUAGGAAAGAGUGGGGUCACCCAGUUAUUCUGGCAUGCAGCAGAACGAACUGGUGUUUGGUUGCUCAGGGGAAAAACUUUAUCAAUUUUACCAAUGUCUCAUCCAAUACUUGACAGCAAAACAUCCCCAGGAGCUCGCUGGUUUUGAGGCAACACUUUCACGACCAUUAUUUUGCUUAUGCUGAUAUCGUACACACCCAGGAUUUACGAGCCUACGCCUACCACCAGGGUCAUCCCUAGAGUCUCGUCGAUUAAAUUAGCCUUGUUAAUUAACUGUGGCAUGAAACCACGUUCCAGGAGGCUAUGAAGGUAUUUUGGCAGUGAAAAGAAAUGUCACCAAAAAUCUUACCGCCCAUUCAUUCCUUGUGUGUCUCGGGUUUGAGUUCCUGGUGAAGUGAUUUCAAUUGUACGCAAUGGAUGGUGGAGGCUGACGGACACCUUUUUUAAGAGAUUGUACUGGACAGGAACACCUCGCUUUGCGUUCAAGAUGCGUUGUUACCGGAGAAGUGAGCGCUAAACGAAUUAGCGCUGAAGGCGGGGGUGGAGGGGGGGGAUCAUUCUAACCAUUGUACAUAUGGGGAUGCGUUCCGGACAGAAUUUUUUCUUUCGUACGAGCAAUAUCAUGGGGAGCUUAAUUGGGGUGUCGGUAAUAGCGCUGAUAGUAACGCGGAUGGGAAACAUUAUUUCAUACAUAAAAGAAUAUAAUUUAUUAUAUCAGUAAGUAUUAUGUACUGUACUCACGAGUGCAUUCUACUGUACUCCCUACAAGGCAGCGGUGGGAGUUGAGGACCUCUGUGAUUGGAGUGAUAGCCUCAAGUCUAAAUUCCUGUGGUGAGGUUUCGUUUAGGUAGAGCUCUGAGGGACUCUGGUCUCGCAGAUUCUCACCUGGCGAUCUGAAAAAAAAAAGUCGAAAUCGAAAAAAAAUAUCUUUUUUUUUUCAAAAUUUCGUUCUGGCUACCAAUUAUGAUCAUCCAAUUGUGGGGGGGAGGUGGGGUCUGGUCGGCUCAGAGGCAUGCAUCGCUCUUAUUGGCUGAGCAAACAUUGGGGGGCGGGGGCGGGUCGUUUUUCGAGCCAAUGCUGCUAAACGUGGGUUGUCACUCGCAAGGGGCUGCUUUUAGAUUAUUUUAUUUCACUUUAUCUUUGCUUUCUCCAGGACAGAGGGUUCUGUCAUCACGAAUCGACGUUCUCACGAGGUGGUGCUAAGCGAGGUCUGCCUGUGUUACAACUAAUGACCUGAACAUUUUUAGCUGUUAACACUGCCCCCCCUUAAACUGAAUUUUACGUACGAUAAGUGACAACGUCUUCAAACUCCUACUCAAGUAAGCAUUGAGGCUUGGUUAACCUCAUCCAGUGGUGGAAAUUUCAAGCUCCUUUGGAACAAUCUCUGCAUAGGACUACCAAAGAUAACACAAAGUGUGAGGAAAUGCCCUUGAACUUGAGGAGUAAUUGUCGCAAUGUUGGAAUAUUACCAAAUGUCCUUCUUACUGAUGCACCAGAUUCAAUGCAGGAUCAUUUGUCUAUUUAAAUAGUGGUGAAUGUAGUGCCCUCUCGUGGCUGGAGGAGAACAUCUAUCACAUGUGAAUGUUUAAAUUGAGAAAAAAAAACCCCAUUGAUUUCAAAAUCAUUUCGAAUCAAUGCAUAAUCCAAAAAAUGACAGUGGUAUUCUCACACAUGGUUGUCGGAAGCGGUAUAUAUCUCGAGCAAGCCCGUCCUCAAUUCUCUUGACAUUGAGAAAUUAUAUCAGAAGGUCACCCCGCAACAUUACUAAUUGGCUGGUGGUGUAAUGCACAUUUCAUACAUUCAGUUUUUUACGUUCCAUCUGCAACGAUUGAACACAUUUUCUGAGUCGGUAGAAAAAGAUGACCUUGCAUGCAGGCAAUUGACACUUGUGAGGUGUGGCCACGUAUUUGGAUCGGUACUGACCGUCUCCUUCUUUCAAAAUGUUACUUCCUAUCCAUUGCCUAAAACCCAAGCAGGCUCCUGGAACUGAAGGUGAUUUGACCUCGGCUUGUUAAAAGUGUAUUUUUUUUGCAGCAUCAUUAUUCUCGUGAAAUAACCGGGUUACCAGUUUUCUGCACAUGUAGAGAUGGGCAGCAACAAAGCAUAACAAUUGUUUCCUUUUUAACUGAGAAUUGAAGGGAACUGCCAUGAAAAUAGUUGGCACACUGGACUUGCAAACCAUAGGUCUCUGGUUCACCUCCUGGUGGUGCGGCAGUUGAAACAUUCGGUAAGUUUCUUAACCCUCCCUGUGUCACCCCCCCCCCCCCCUUCGUCUCUGUACACCUGCCAGUAUAAAUGGGCACAUCAGUCAAUCGGCAGAUCGCGUGCGGGCUGAACGGAGCGUGGGCACACUCACAAUCACCAUCUGGAGCUCCCUCUAGUUGGAGGCCCUUCCACACCAGCAGCAGUGGGCGUGAGCCGGUGAGAAAUUUCUGGGCUGCACCAUUUGAAUUUGAGAAAGGCCGAGGGCAAAUGUAGAGCGUGAGCGUACGCGGUGACUUUGGUCGCCUUGCCCGUUCGUACGUUCGUGCCCGCUGAUUGGUGCACUUCUAAAAUUCCACUGGGAUCGAAUCGACUUUUUUUUAAAUCGUUAAUUGCCGGGGUUUUUUUCUCUCUCAAAAACUCGAUAAUACUUCUCGCAGACUCUUAAGAAAGUAAGUGGGCUUAGGCAGGACACUUCACCGCUAGCAGCGACAACGGCUGGAUAAUGAAGGAAAUUCAUUUGUGAGUGCGUCCGACCAAGGAGAUGGAGCGAUUAAAUCAGAUCAUCGUGACCAGAUGGUGGCAUCUUGGGGAGACCACCAAGCAGUGGAUUGAUCACGGCUGAUGAUAAUGCCAAUAUACAAAUGCUUGUAGCAAUAAUUAUUGAUAUCUCCAGUUGGAUGAAAGGCUUGUAAAUUGCUGCGGUAGUGUUAGAAAAUGUUAAAGGGUACCACAUUUGUGAAAGUUUUGUUUUUGUCAAAUGUUUUUCUUUUAAAUGAUUGCUGAGCACAGACCCCGAGCCCCAAAACGUGCAGCGGCCAGUAACAGACAGACGAGAGUUAACGCGUUUCUUGAAUUGAGCAAAAGGUUAUUUCUUUGAAUUGAGAAAAUAAAGGCAGGGAAUUCCUAUGUUGAUCAGUCCUGAGUGAGGAAGUAGAAAAGUGGGUGUGACUUUAAUGCGGUGAGUUUUGAGUGAGUGAGCUGCUGGAUGGAUGUGUGGGUGAGUGGGCUGGUGAAUGAGUGUCGUCACCUGCAGUACGGUAGUUGAACACUGUGAAUGAGACGAACGUUUGGUGGGAGUCCUCAGCGUGGGUGGGAGUUCGCAGUAAGCAUAACAAACAUGGGAUUGGUAGAAGCAGAAGAGUGAUACGGAGGCGACUGGACCACCAUCGAUUGAGCGAGUGAUUGGAGUGAGUUCUGGAUCCUCGGUCAACUCCCCCCUCCACCGACUGCUUUGCCUUGAAGUAUGUUGAGGCACAAUUAAGUUUUCUACAUUGUAAGCGAUGAUCACAUUUUCUUACUUUUAUUUUCCCGUCGAUUGUUUUGAUGUUGCAUAUGCAGUGAAAUUGCCAGCCAAGGGUGGAAGAAGGAUAAUGCGAAACCGUUUGGGCUUAUUUAGAUAGUUGGUGAAUGGCUUUUCUUCAAAUUAAUACCAUUAAAAUACAUUCUAAUAUUUCGAACUUCUUAAUAAUCAAUAUUUGUUGGCGUUACCGCAAAUUAUAGCCAAUGACCAACAUAGAUCCUACAGAUGAAGAAGCGGACGAUACCUCCUCCACGUCGUUGUCCCCUCCUAACAACUAAUAAAAGUAUUGCACACCACGGGGGCUACAUCUCGGUAGCAUUGGUUCAACAAAAGCAAACUGGAUCGCUUUCGACUUUUCAGUGUAGCCUGGAUGAAGAUCUCAACACGGAGCAUGUAAUCCACGACUCGUGCGUGAUCAUUCUGAAUGAACUAUUCAUCUCGAGUCCAGUUAAUAUCAGCAGGCCACUGCCAUGUUUUGUCGGUCAUUAAUGCUGUGUCCAGAGCCAAUCAACUCGUUUGGUCCCUGGGUGCAUUGUUCAGUAUGCACCUCUAUCCAUAAUGCUAUAGUCAAGUCAAAAUUCACAGUAAAUUCCUGCCUAAAUGAGCAUUGAGGCAGUGCUCAUCUUCAGCCAGUGUGGACAAAUUCCACAUUCCUAUAGGAUAUGCGAGUGUGGCCAUGGGACAACUGCUAAUAUUCCUUACAAAGCGACACUUUAUUUGUGAUGAUUGCCGAGUGAACCACCUCGAUAACAUCUUGCUGCAUACACGGGAUUGUUAUUACUCAGGCUGCUUGUACAUCCUCGGUUCUUCCACUGCUGCAUGAAGGUCUCCCCAUGCCAUGUCAAUUACAGGCGGUUGACUGGUCUUGAUUCGCAAAACCAUUCAAAAUGGGUCGGUGUGAAGUGGAACAUGUAAGGGUGGCUACUGAUGUUAGCCGUGUCCAGGACUCGAACCUACGUCACCGAUAUUUGUAAAACGGACUGAUUAACUCUCGUGAAAUGUGUGGCAUUUGAUGUAAUAGAGCCCUUUUGACAUGAACAGAGCUGUUGGAAUUGGAGCGCUGUCAUUCACCAAGCACUGUUGCAAUUAAUUUGUGCUGUUGAUAUUAAUCGAGCUCUGUUGCAUUGCAUGCCAUGGUGCAUGGAUACACCACCAUCAGUUUUACAGCUUGGCGUUGCUUAUUUCACAGUAACAUGUUUGGAACAAAAUUCGGCGAUAAUGAGGCCAGCUUGAAUACUCAAGUCCAGUUAACAUUGUGUGUGCAGCCUUGCAGUACACAGUGGAUUGGAGUGAUUCACCAGCACUGAUUCUGGACCUCAAUGCCCAAGUCAUUGAUUUCCUACUCAAUGGACAUUGAGGUGGUGCUCAUGUCCCCAUUUACAGCCCAAAGCCAUUGGUGGAAAUUCCACGUUCCCAUGGCAGGUGCGAGUCAACAUAAAACAACUACCGGUGACAACCCACAACGUAGUAAUCAAUGUGUCGACUUUGAAGAGGGAGGUGACCACCCUCACCCAGGAUGUGAACCGGCGACCUGAUUUUGAGAAACUCUUCUGUUGCUCACUCAACCACCUGGUUCCGAAAGAUUUCCUCAAAUCAACUUGAGACUGGGCCCCUCAAUAAGUGAGGCCCCAGCCCUGCCAGCCAUCCCCAACGACGCUCUCUUGAGCGUUUGAGCUCACAGUGUACAGGAUAAUCUAUUUAAACUUUAGUUUGUUACCCAAGUCUUUUAUUGUAGUCUGACAGAUAACAGCUGUUAGGGGAGUGUUUUUUUUAAACGAAUGAAUGAAAAUCUGAGAUGUUUAUUUUUUAUUUUGAGGUUUUGGUUUUCGUUGGGCGUGUGGGUUUUGAUGGCGUCGUGUGAGUUUUUUGUACCAGAGUCACCGUUUUGCCGCGAAUCAUUCUCAAGUGAAUGCAAUGUUUCGGGGGAAUUAUGUCGAAUGGUAAAAAUUGUAAAAACAAAAAUCUUAAUUUCGCAGGAGCAUGAAAGAUUAAUUGGCCGACUCGUUUAUUAUUUCUCUUUCUUUGUGAUUGAAUUCAAAAUAUGAAUUAAAACCACCGAUGAAUUAA
Molecule: messenger RNA, 8738 nt
Organism: Lethenteron reissneri (Far Eastern brook lamprey)
Lineage: Eukaryota; Metazoa; Chordata; Hyperoartia; Petromyzontiformes; Petromyzontidae
Product: zinc finger and BTB domain-containing protein 46-like
Biological process (GO): regulation of transcription by RNA polymerase II
Molecular function (GO): DNA-binding transcription factor activity, RNA polymerase II-specific; RNA polymerase II cis-regulatory region sequence-specific DNA binding; protein binding
Source: RefSeq, a predicted model, not a curated record